AUGCCGCGCUUGCCUAUAGUCUGGGGAGCAGGACUCUCCAUCGCCCUUGGAUCCCUCCAGACCACGGUACUUCCCCCAGCAUUUAUCGUAGCGGCUCCUUCAGUCAUAGAUUAUAUGCUACCUCACGAAUUGGCGUCUAGGCGACUGAAGUUGGUUGUAGAGCUUUCAUUUGUCAUUCGCAUAGUUUUGGCAUUGGCGAUAUUUGUCAUCUUGCGAAUACUUAUAGGAGAGUAUCAGCGCAAUAAUGAUAGGAGCAGAUUUGGUCCAAAUGUGAUGGAAGUACCUCGGGUCAAUUUUAGGUGGCCGUUUAAUUUGGAUUUCAUUCGUUUUGAUAUGAAAGUGAUGAAGACAGGCUACUGCGGAGCCACUUGGGAAAUCCUGGUUGCCCAGUACGGGAAUAUUUUCAACUUGAGGCUACUCAAACAAGAUUUUAUUCUUACCGUUGAACCUGAAGUUGUUAAACAUGUGCUUAGUACCGACUUUCAUAACUACGUCAAGGGGAACGAUAUUCAAGGAAUGAUGUUCAGUGUUCUCGGCGGGGGGAUAUUCAACAGCGACGGUGAAGCUUGGAGGAUCCACCGAAGCAUGAGCCGACCUUAUUUCACUCGGAUCCGGGUCACUCACUUUGAUAACUUUGUCCGUCACACCGACAUAGCAAUAUCUAAGCUACUCUCCCGGAUGGCCGAGCCUAAUCGACCUGCAGUCGAUUUCCAAGAUCUCGCAUGCAGAUUUACACUGGACUCGGGAACGGAGUUCUUAUUUGGUGAAGACGUAGGCUCCUUGGAUGCACCGCUGUUGUAUCCGCGCGAAGAACCAAAGGAUGACAGCACUUCAUUCGGAGCAGCUUUUGCACGGGUUCAAAAUCAUGUUACACAUCGAAUUGGGCUACCAGUGCUUUGGCCUUGGAUGGAAUUAUUUUACGACCGCACCGCGGAGGAUAUGAAGAUAAUCAAUGCUUAUGUGGCCCCGAUACUGGGGAAACGUGAGAAAAGCAAUACUAUCUUGGGGACUGGACUUAAGCCGUCAAAUAAGGAUGGACAGGCUUCCACAGAUACUCUUUUACGCCAUCUAUUCCAAUUUACCGGCGAUGAGACCGUGAUUAGGGAUGAGAUCAUCAAUAUCCUGGUCGCCGCUCGAGAUACCACAGCUGCGGCUCUGACUUUUGCUGUAUAUAUGCUAUCCCAGAACCCAGAGGUUAUGAAUAGACUCAGAGAUGAGAUCAUUAGUCACCUUGGGGCCUCAAGUUACCCUACCCCGGAAGACCUAAAAGAAAUGAAGUAUUUAAGGGCCUUUCUCAACGAAACACUUAGGUUAUUCCCGCCUGUUCCAAGCAAUACACGAGUGGCAACUAGGUCAACAGUUCUGAAGCUCAAGGGGGGAAACUAUUUCAUUCCUGCUGGAACCCGCAUUAUUUGGUCUACCUUACUUAUGCACCGGCGUAAAGAUCUAUGGGGCCCUGACGCGGAUAAAUUCGACCCCGACAGGUGGCUCGACGACAGAUUCAAAGCAUACGUAAUGCAAAAUCCGUUUAUAUUUUUACCAUUCAAUGCCGGGCCACGAGUCCAGUUCGCGUAUAACGAGGUAUCCUUUUUCCUUUGCCGUCUACUUCAGAGGGUUGAAUCAAUUGAGCUCGCCCCUGAUGCCCAACCCCAAGAAAGCUUACCUCCACUUGAGUGGAAGAACGGAGCUGGUCGCCGAUCUUUCGAGAAGGUUUGGCCGAAGCAACAUCUUACAAUGUACUGUGAUGGAGGGCUCUGGUUAAGGAUGAAAGAGGUAGAUAUUGCGUGA
This is a messenger RNA of Rhizoctonia solani, 1788 nucleotides long. Its product is annotated as cytochrome P450 family protein. The record is from RefSeq and is a predicted model, not a curated record. The transcript is spliced from 13 exons. NCBI's taxonomy places the organism in Eukaryota, Fungi, Basidiomycota, Agaricomycetes, Cantharellales, Ceratobasidiaceae. Gene Ontology annotation, molecular function: oxidoreductase activity, acting on paired donors, with incorporation or reduction of molecular oxygen; iron ion binding; heme binding. The coding region runs from base 1 to 1788 and encodes 595 amino acids.